Messenger RNA from Periconia digitata, 1073 nucleotides. NCBI's taxonomy places the organism in Eukaryota, Fungi, Ascomycota, Dothideomycetes, Pleosporales, Periconiaceae. The record is from the annotation of a GenBank genome assembly.
AUUUGGAUCAACGCAUCCCCACAUUUUUGGUGGCCCCGCCCCUUCGCGUGCAAUGUCUCACAUCGCGCCAACUGUCAACCCAGACGCCAACCCGUAAACUGCAAAACCCCAUUCAAUUCUUCAAUGGGGCGCCGAAGGCAUCCCUCUCCUCUGUGAUCAACGCAACCGCCCCGCCUCUCUCUCUCUCACUCUCUCUCUCUCACCACGAGUUUUUCCCAAGACCACGUCUACUAUGGACGACAUUGACGACAUUCUUGCAGAGAUUGCCGUCGACUCUAUACCACAGGAGACUCGCGAUUUGCAAGAGCUAACGCGAUGUUGGGUGGCAGAGCGGGUGGCUCCGGAGCUCCUGCCUUGGCCGGAAGAAGUGGUUGAGCGCGUGCUAGAGAGAAUCAGGAGGCAGAUAGAGUUGGUCGAGGACCAGACGGGGGACAUGGACCCUAAGACGGGGUUUCGCCUGAUCGUGGUGCAGACCGAGCUGGAGAGGUUUAAGUUCCUGGUUCGGAGCUUUUUGAGGGCCCGGUUGAGAAAGAUCGAUGCCCACCCGCUCCACAUCCUUAAUCAACACAAGGACUCGCUCGAAAUAUCCCGGCCAUUGCUCUCUGCGUCCGAGCACCAGUACCUCACAACGCACCAAUCGCUGCUCGCCACGCACUACAACUCCUCUUUCCUCUCGCAAUUCCCGGCCUCGCUCCAACGUCUUGAUGAUACAACUGGGGGCAUUAGCAUGGUUGAUAAGCCGGACGAGGAUGCUGCCAUCUUCGUCAGGUGUCUGAGAGACGUGGGAGAGAUUUUAAUUGACGGGACAGAGACGAGAAUAGACAUGAAACGAGGCGAUGUCUGGGUGGUGAGAUGGAGUGCGGUCAAACAAUGGGUGGAGGUGGGAGAUCUGGAAGUGAUAUGAUUUCAUGUGGAAUCAUACACAGUACAUACGAUGCAGUUCCGCUCUCAGUCGAACAACUGAGGAGGCGUGCUACAAGCAUUAAGAUAACGGCAAAUUUGAGCAAGACACAUGGUUUUGGAUGAUACCCUCGAAAGGAAAUAGGAACUUCUUUUGAAUACGAUGGCUUUCC